Anoplopoma fimbria (sablefish) is the source of this 743-nucleotide messenger RNA. It is a transcript of the gene c15h5orf63, whose product is annotated as chromosome 15 C5orf63 homolog. The record is from RefSeq and is a predicted model, not a curated record. The coding region runs from base 28 to 615 and encodes 195 amino acids. The transcript has 3 exons. Lineage: Eukaryota; Metazoa; Chordata; Actinopteri; Perciformes; Anoplopomatidae.
CCCGCUCUGACUCUAUUCACUAAGGUAAUGAAACCUCGUAUCUCCAGACUGGUUUCUACUUUACCCGCUCUGACUCUAUUCACUAAGGUAAUGAAACCUCGUAUCUCCAGACUGGUUUCUACUUUACCCGCUCUGACUCUAUUCACUAAGGUAAUGAAACCUCGUAUCUCCAGACUGGUUUCUACUUUACCCGCUCUGACUCUAUUCACUAAGGUAAUGAAACCUCGUAUCUCCAGACUGGUUUCUACUUUACCCGCUCUGACUCUAUUCACUAAGGUAAUGAAACCUCGUAUCUCCAGACUGGUUUCUACUUUACCCGCUCUGACUCUAUUCACUAAGGUAAUGAAACCUCGUAUCUCCAGACUGGUUUCUACUUUACCCGCUCUGACUCUAUUCACUAAGGAUCCGUGUCCUCUGUGUGAUGAAGCUAAAGAACAGCUGGAACCUUUCAAGCACAGAUUUGUCCUCCAUCAGGUGGACAUCAGCCUCCCAGAGAACCGUCUGUGGUGGGACAGGUACAGGUGGGACAUACCUGUGUUCCACCUGAACGGACGGGAGGUGAUGAAGCACAGAGUGGACGUCGUCCUGCUGGACAAGCUGCUGAAGGAGACAUGAGACACUGAUUAUUCAUUGUUAUGAUCAAUAAUCAAUAAACACCAAUGAUCAAUAGAUGGUUCCUCCCUGCCUCUUCUUCUGGGUUCAUUACAGAAAACCAAUCAGAACAGCCCGUCCUUGUGAUGUCA